Leptidea sinapis is the source of this 860-nucleotide messenger RNA. RefSeq names its product mitochondrial inner membrane protease subunit 1. Gene Ontology annotation, cellular component: membrane; mitochondrial inner membrane peptidase complex. NCBI's taxonomy places the organism in Eukaryota, Metazoa, Arthropoda, Insecta, Lepidoptera, Pieridae. Gene Ontology annotation, molecular function: serine-type endopeptidase activity. Bases 258 to 719 code for a protein of 153 amino acids. The record is from RefSeq and is a predicted model, not a curated record. The transcript has 2 exons.
GGCAAUGGUUGGUGAGAGGUCUCCUUGUUCAUAGUUAGAAUAAAAAUAAAUAUUCUUUGAGUUUAAAAUGGUGAUAGUUCUAAUUACUUCGAAUGAAUGACCCUUUUUUAUUAUAACUUUUCCUAAUGAAGACUUUUUAAUGGCACUACUUUUUCCGAUGCUGUGGGAGAUAUCAUAUAGAUUCUAAAAGUAUAUUUAUUAUUUUUACUAAUCAUGAGAGGUUGAUUAAAUAUAAAUACAAAACAUUGUUUUUUAUUAUGAGCUUCGCAAAUUUUAUGGGAAAAAGCAUCGGAUUCGCUGGAUAUGUAUUACAAUACGCAUGUGUGACUCACUGUGCAUUCGAAUAUAUCGGGGAUUUUGUAAUGUGUUCCGGUCCCUCCAUGGAACCCACAUUACAGACAAACAAUAUAUUAUUUACAGAACACAUUACUCCUAGACUGCAGAGGUUGCAAAGAGGGGACAUAAUUAUUGCAAAGUGCCCAUCAAAUCCAAACCAAAAUAUAUGUAAAAGGAUAACAGGCCUCCCUGGAGAUAAAAUGAGAGGACAAUUGCUACGAAGUCAAAUUGUUCCAAGAGGUCAUGUUUGGCUGGAAGGUGACAACUCAAGUAAUUCUUCAGAUUCUCGGGUGUAUGGCCCAGUUCCACAAGGAUUGAUUCGUAGUAGGGUUGUUUGUAGAGUGUGGCCAUUAGACAAAUUGAGUUCUCUUAGUAAAUAUUAAUUUGCUACCUCAUCAUGUGCUAAAUUAUUGAUGUAAAUAUAGUGUGAGGUAAUUCGUUAAGAAAAACUAAAUAUAUAUUAGAAAAUGUUUAUUUAAUAAAUAGUUAUUUGUUUUUAUUACAUUACACUUAGUUGGGAUUAA